Messenger RNA from Knipowitschia caucasica, 216 nucleotides. The record is from the annotation of a GenBank genome assembly. NCBI's taxonomy places the organism in Eukaryota, Metazoa, Chordata, Actinopteri, Gobiiformes, Gobiidae.
AUGGACGAGAAUGGUGUCAGGGGAGGAGAGGCGGGCGCGCGCUCUAUCCUGCACUUGCACCGCGGGCUUCAAAGCCUUUGCGUCUACGUCAAGCCAGACAGGAAGAAGAACGCCAAGACACAGCCGGGUCCUCUUCUUCUCUCUCCACAGAGAUGCCCACAUCACGUCUGUGGAGGCGCGCUCCGCUUCACCCACUUCGUCGUGAGUGUUGACUAG